AUGCAACAACAACCAUCCUUAUCUUCCUCUCAACAAGCAAAUUCCAAUCAUCGCAUUCUCAACGAUCAAGAUUUGAAAAACAAAUACAAUGCCACCUUCUCAAAAGUAUUCCAACAAAUUUACGAACCUUCCACAAACAUUACAGCUCAAGCUUUAAUUUCAUCUCUCUGUAUCAACAAUAAGAAGCGCAUUCUCGAUAUUGGAUGUGGUGCUGGAGGAUCUGGAUUUCUCAUUGCUUCCCAAAUGCCUCCCGAUUGUGAACUCUUUUGUUUAGACCUCUCUCCUGACAUGCUUCAACUCGCUCGCGAACGAUGUGACAUUCUCACUCGAGAACCCUUCUCUCGCAAGAUUCACUUUGUCGAAGGUUCUGCCGAGAAACUCCCUUUUGAGGACGAAACCUUCGAUGCCGUAUUCUCCAAUUACUCUCUGCAUGUCAUUCCAAAUCCAGAUGAAAUGUUGAAAGAAGUGGCUCGAGUACUCAAGACUGGAGGAAUGUCAUGCAUGAGUGUGUGGGGUCGUCCCGAGAAGUCUCCUCUCUUUACCUUGUUGCAGAAAGCCUCCACUGAAUGUAAGAAGAGAUUUCUGAAAGAGAAGAACUCUUCAGAAGGAAACAACAACAAGGUGUUGCAGCUGCAGAAUCCUCCACCAAGAUCUCAGUUUCACUUGUCCAAUUUGGAAUUGCUUAGAGAACGUGUAUUGAAUACCAUUCUUACUUACGGAACACUCCAUCAUGAGGAAGAAAGUGCUUCCAUGAUUCACGGUAAAAGUGUUCCAAAUAAUGGAAUAAGCACUACAACAAUAACAACAACUCUUAAACGAAAAGCCUUUUCUCAAUGUUUAGCUUGGUAUCAAUUUCAACCUUUUCAAGCCUUCAAUGCUCGUGAAUUUGCUGAAUUGAAUAUCCUCUCGCCUGAUUUUCAGCAGUGGAUUCAAGAAGAAGAAGAAGAAGGCUCUAAAGAGAAACGAACACUCGAAAUUUUGCAACUCUUGGAAGAGAUGGCUCAACAAGUGAUGAUGAUGACGAAUUCGGAACCCAUUGGAAAUGAAGCCUUGAUCGUUUGGAUGAAAAAGGAAUAA
This is a messenger RNA of Naegleria fowleri, 1077 nucleotides long. RefSeq lists its product as uncharacterized. The transcript has a single exon. The record is from RefSeq and is a predicted model, not a curated record. Gene Ontology annotation, molecular function: methyltransferase activity. Lineage: Eukaryota; Heterolobosea; Eutetramitea; Acrasida; Naegleriidae. The coding region runs from base 1 to 1077 and encodes 358 amino acids.